AAGGUUAUGAGCUCUGUUAGCCAUAAAACCAAGCACCUGUCAAGGAGAAAUUUGUACACAAACAGUAUCAUUCCAAUGAUAUUAUAAAUUCUUAGAUUGUAAGUAAUUGAUGGCAGCCAUUGAUAAAGUGAAAAUUAUUGUCGUUGGAGAUUCAGGUGUUGGAAAAUCAUCUCUAACCCAUUUAAUUUGUCAACAACAACCAAUUAGUAAUCCAUCGUGGACAAUUGGUUGCUCGGUAGAAGUGAAAUUACACGAAUAUAAGGAAGGUACGCCCAAUCAGCGAAGAUAUUUUAUUGAAUUAUGGGAUGUUGGAGGUAGUCAAAAUCAUAAAAAUACCAGAUCUGUAUUUUACAGUCCAACAAAUGGUAUUAUACUUGUACAUGAUUUAACAAAUAGAAAAUCACAACAAAAUUUACAGAAGUGGCUGGAAGAAAUUUUGAAUAAAGACAACAAUCAUUCAAAAUGUAAAUCAUUUGAUGAUUUUGAUCCAGAGAAAUUUGUAGGGUCAACGCAGAUUCCAAUGUUAGUAGUUGGUACAAAAUCAGAUUUAAUAGCUGAAGUAAGAUCGAGUAUUCAUAGGCGCUCUUCAACUAUUGCCGAAGAAUGUGGUGCCGACGAAAUCUUUUUGGACUGUCGGCAAACACGAUCGUUAGCCGCUGGUAGUAGUUCGUCUGUAAAAUUAAGUAGAUUUUUUGAUAAAGUAAUUGAAAGGCGAUAUUAUAUAGUCAAAGAAGGAGUUAAUUAUGACCAAAGAAGGAUUCCUAUUUACAGCUCACAGUAUAGUCCGAAACCUUAUCAUAAUGAUUAAUAAUAAUUUCUUUAAUUAAAUAAA
This is a messenger RNA of Ceratosolen solmsi marchali, 832 nucleotides long. RefSeq names its product rab-like protein 3. NCBI's taxonomy places the organism in Eukaryota, Metazoa, Arthropoda, Insecta, Hymenoptera, Agaonidae. Gene Ontology annotation, molecular function: GTPase activity; GTP binding. The record is from RefSeq and is a predicted model, not a curated record. The transcript is spliced from 5 exons. Bases 110 to 808 code for a protein of 232 amino acids.